Siniperca chuatsi (mandarin fish) is the source of this 2733-nucleotide messenger RNA. RefSeq names its product spartin a (gene sparta). Gene Ontology annotation, biological process: cell division; negative regulation of BMP signaling pathway. The transcript has 8 exons. Gene Ontology annotation, cellular component: plasma membrane. NCBI's taxonomy places the organism in Eukaryota, Metazoa, Chordata, Actinopteri, Centrarchiformes, Sinipercidae. Bases 407 to 2272 code for a protein of 621 amino acids. The record is from RefSeq and is a predicted model, not a curated record.
CCCUGAGUGAAUAGGUUAUAGUUAAUAGGACAUCUAAUUACUACACCUUUUAAAGUAAAUGCGUUUUAUUUAUUUCAAAUUCCUUCUAAAUAAUUUUUUACUUGACUGAUUACUAGGUUUUAACGUGAAGCCUAUGGAUUUUAUUUUGAAAGUGUUGGCCGGAAGCCAUUUUUGUCACCUUGGUUGGUUUGACGCUCGUGUGUAGCUGCUGGGGGUGCGCCAGAUUAAACCAGUGAGUGAAGGGAACACGUUGAUAAGAGCAGACAUUUCACAUCUAUGAAAGUACAGAAGAACUGUCGAUAACUGAUAUAAGGACUCUGGAACCACGUAUUUAUUCUUAGCGUUUUGCUUUCCCGGGAUAUUAAAGUUUGGCUGUCAAGUCUCUGGAUCCCAUCUACUCCUCAGUAUGGCUGAGCCUGCUGAGCUGCUGCUCAUCAAGGACCAGUAUGAGUUGGCGUUUCAUUCUCUGAGCCGUGGGCUGGCUGCGGAAGAGGCUGGGAAGAGAGGGGAGGCCCUGCUGUAUUACAGGAAAGGUCGACAGCACCUUACCCAAGGAAUGGAGGUUCCCACUGGGGGGGAGAGGCAGCGGGGAGCGGCCUGGGACACGGCCAGGCAGCUUCAGCAGAGGAUGAGGGACACUCUGAGAACUGUCAACACCCACCUCUCUGACCUGGAGAUCUCUCAGCUGACAACAGGAUGCCAGAGAGGCCGCCUGUUGGCGGAUCUUUCUCCCAAUCUUUAUCCAGACCUGGCACCAAACACUCAGCCUCCCCAAAGCUCCCUCCACCAUCUAUACCCCUCCAUACUUGCUACCGCCCAGAACACAACCCCAAAUCCAAAAACACCCCCUGUCAGCCCUCUUUCCCCUGCUGCUCCGCACACACUCACGCUCCCUGCAGCGGCUCCAGGAACUAUAGCCAUGGCUAACCCAGGGGACCAGCCUCCAGCAUACACACCACAGCCAACAGUCGGCCACCGCAGUCUAGCUUAUGGUCUUGCUGGAGGCGGACUCCGGUCAGGAAAGCAGACUGGUGAAGCGGCAGCAGGAGGAGAUGGAAACGAGCUGCUUUUCAUCCCCGCUGGGGUGCAGAUGUUUUUUGUGGAAGCAAAUGGGCAGGUCAGCUCCCUGUCUUAUCCAGGCUACCUUCGCAUCAUAGCAUUUGACAGUCAGCACAAGGAUUCCACUGCUGGAAGACCCUCAGCAUUUCUACAUGUGUGUGACUGGCUGUACCCACUGACAACAGACACUCCAGUGCUAUUGGCUACCUCUGGGAUCUUCAUGUUCCCUGACUCCUUGGCAGAGACGCCUGGGUCCUACGUGGGCAUAGUGUUGUCCUCCGAACUGCCUGCGGCUGACCGAGAGAUGUUUAAGGACCUCCUAUUGCAGCUCACUGAACUCAGGGUCCAGGGUCCAGAGGGGGCAGAGUCAGAGGUCUUCGACCUGAGUGAGAAAAUCCCCCUUGGUCCCCAGACAGAGCAAACAGGACUGACUGUGCCAACAGAGGAGAAGGAAAAACCACCACUUCCUGGAUGGAGUGAGAAGAUGGCACAAGGAAUCUUGUCAGGCGCUACAAAGUUGAGUCAAGAGUUUGUAAAAGGAGCAGAGGCUACUAGUAGGGCCAUUUAUAAAGGAGCAGCCAAGAUCCGGGACCACAUCACGCCUGAGGAAACUCCUUCAGAGGUCAGCCCCCGUGUCACCAAAGGUCUGCAGGUGGCUAGACAGGCCACUGGGGGUGCUGUGCGAGUCAGCCAGUUCUUGGUUAAUGGAGUGAGUACAGUGGCAGGACACGUGGCAGAAAAGGUGGCGCCCCAUGUGAAGAAACAUGGUGUUAAGCUGGUCCCAGAGUCUAUGAAGAAGAGCAAAGAUGGCUGUGCUUCUAACUUCGAUGGAGCCAAGUUUGUGGCAGUCAGCAGUGUACAAGGUUUCUCUACUAUUUGGUCGAGUCUGGAGACCGGAGCAAAGCUUGUUGGCAAAAGUGUUACAACAGAGACUGUCAUGAUUGUGAAGCACAAGUAUGGUGACGAUGCAGGCCAAGCCACAGACACGGCUCUCAAGUCAGUGGUCAAUGUUGGUGUGACUGCCUGCAACAUUGACAAUCUAGGCAUCAAAGCCUUCCUGAAGACUGCAGGCAAGCAGACAGCCAAGAACAUGGUCAAAAACCCGGAUGGACAGCCAGCAGAAACUGAGGGCCAGGAGGCGCAGAAACAAGAACAUCAAGCAAAGACAAAUGGGAAGGAAGUGCAGAAGGAGGUGGAAGAGUUGAAAAAAUAGGACGUUAAUGCUUUGCUUGAAGGUUUCUGUCAGUUUGACGGAUCAACUCCUCAUUUGCAUAUUCGUACAAGGAAAUAGGGCACUUAUUUCUGGAGUAGAUAUUUAGUUGUAUUAUUUCUGAAUGUAAAACAAGGAGCCAAAAAUAUGGGCCUAAGGCAAAUUGCAAUUUUAUUAAAUACUAUUUUCUAAUACUAUUAUACUAAAUUCUCUCUUGGUCAAGGUUGGCUACACUGUUUUGUGUUAUAUGAUUGUAAAUUUGUGGUAGUAUUUUAGCCAUGUCAUUAUAUGUUUAUAUGUAUAUAUUUUGUGGAUGUUUUGUAAGUGACAAAACAUUCAGUAUCUAUAGGCCUACCAGUAAACGGUAGACUUAUAGAUUGACCACCUGUAUGUUGAGAUCUGUAUGAAAGUGGCCAUAAUAAUGUAAAGGACCCAAAUGUACAUAAAAAACAAACUGCACAUUU